This is a messenger RNA of Salvia splendens (bonfire salvia), 579 nucleotides long. Its product is annotated as protein LURP-one-related 12. NCBI's taxonomy places the organism in Eukaryota, Viridiplantae, Streptophyta, Magnoliopsida, Lamiales, Lamiaceae. The coding region runs from base 1 to 579 and encodes 192 amino acids. The record is from RefSeq and is a predicted model, not a curated record. The transcript has 4 exons.
AUGCUUUGGCCGUCGGCGGCGAAGCGAAUGGCGGCGGAGACAGUGACGAAGAGUGGCGCGAUCGUGGAGAAAGGCUACGUGUACGAAGAAGAGACGCAUCUCACCGUGCUGAAAACUUCUCUCUUUUUCGCCGGCGAUGACUUCACUGCUUAUGAUUGCAAAGGCGCUCUCUUCUUCCGAGUCGAAUCGUACGGCCCCGACGGCGGCGAUACUGGCGAAGUCGUUCUCAUGGAUGGCUCCGGCAGAUGCAUCCUCACCGUCCGCCGCAAGAGGCCGAGUCUGCACCAGCGGUGGGAGGGCUUCGUCGGCAAGGGAUCAGAGGGGAAGAAGGCGCUGUUCAGCUUGCGGAGAUCGUCGAUAAUCGGACGGUCGAGCAUGACGGUACAGGUGUACACCAACCCCAGCGAGGAGUACCAGAUCGAAGUCUCCUUCGCGUGCCGAAACUGCAACAUUCUGGCCUCGGAUAAGGAGAUCGUGGCUGAGAUCCGGCGCAAGGUGGACGCAUCCACAUCCAUGCUCUUUGGCAAGAGCAUAGAUACUAAGCAUCUAGCCGUUGAGAUUAAACUUCAAACUCACUGA